AUGGAGGCCCUGUCCCCGCGCAGCACAAAUCAGAUGAUAAAGCCCAAGCCUGUGGUAGACAAGAAGAUGGGUGAAAGACACGAUAAAAAUGCUGCUGGUGUUGCGCCAAAGCCCUCCACAUCGAAGAACCAUGCCGAUCCGCCGCCGUCAAUAGUCACCGAGCCUGAGGAUGGAUCAGAGCGGUACGCAAUUGGCGGUUUCCUGGGAAAGGGAGGAUUUGCUGUAUGCUACGAAGGCACAUUAGCGCGCAAUAAUCGAGUAUUCGCAAUGAAAGUUGUGAAAUCGCACAUGCCACAGAAAAAGAUGGAGGAGAAGUUUCGAACGGAGCUCCAAAUUCAUUCCAAGAUGCGACACCCUUUUAUUGUUCAGUUCUUCCGCGCAUUCGCAUUCGGCCAAAGCACAUACGUUGUUCUCGAGCUGUGUCCGAACGGCUCAGUGAUGGAUAUGGUUCGAAAGCGAAGGUGUCUCAGCUUGCCGGAGGUGCGCAGAUUCAUGAUUCAGCUCUGCUCGGCUGUCAAGUAUCUACACAAACGGUUCGUGGCCCACCGCGACUUAAAGAUGGGAAACUUGUUUUUGGACCACAACAUGAACCUCAAGGUUGGAGACUUUGGACUGGCUGCAAUAAUUUUGUCCGACAAGGACGCAAAGCGACGGAACACGUUAUGCGGAACGCCCAAUUAUAUCGCACCAGAAGUACUUGAUAAAAGCAAAGGUGGUCACACCCAAAAAGUCGAUAUCUGGUCACUUGGUGUUAUUUGUUUUGCAAUGUUAACUGGUUAUCCGCCGUUCCAAUCGAAAACUCAAGAAGAAAUUUACAAGAAAGUACGAAGCCUGACAUACGUUUGGCCCAAGGAAUCAGAGCACAACAAUUAUAUACCCGACGAGGCGAAAGACCUCGUUAGCGCCUGUCUGAACCUUGUGGAUGAAGAACGACCUGAUCCCGAUGACAUUGUUGAGCAUCCAUUCUUCAGCAUGUAUGAUGGCUGCAUUCCUCGCCAACUGGAUCCCGCUUGCCGCUUCAACAAACCGAUCUGGCUGAAAGAUGCCUCCCCUCGUGGUGAUGCGAUGAUCCGGGGUUAUGGCUUAGAUUCUGAUGAGAAGUUACGCGCCUAUGUGUAUCAAGUGGAUGACCCAAGCCAACGGUACCAUUCAUGCAAGGCGGCUUUCUAUUCCUUGUGUGGUGUGGGACGAAAGCCUGAUGGGACAGCUCGGAAAUCUGUGGGUAGGAACUGUUCGAAAUCAGCGUACUCCGAAUGUGAAACCGAGGAUUCCAGAGGUCUGCGCCCGACGAUUCCUUUGCCAGAUGACUUUGUGUAUCGAUGGCCACAUGAUUAUGACGGCGAUUGGUGCUUGAUGGACAGCUCAAGGAAGGCAAUCCGGACAGAAGAGUCUGUCCUUGAUAGUAGCAUUUUAUCCAAACGCAGUGUGUCUUCUCGUCCCAACCCAUUGGCAACGACCAGAACCAGUGCAGCGCUUGCUGCUGCACAGCAACGGAAAAUGGAGGGACAGAACCAUGCCGCGACUCUUCGGCAACAAGCACGCCCGGGAAUGGACUCUGUUCGCAGAGCUCCUGGAAUGCCCGAGUCUUCCUCACGACCUUACCGCGACCCCAGGGAGUCCGAAAACUUGCUAGCUGCCACUGACGCACCUUCGGGCGGCCUGGCCGAACGCCCUAUUCGUACUCGCAGAAUGGUUUCCGCUUCUAACGCUCCCAGUUUGAAAGAGACUAUGGCGCCGCAAUUGACGAAACCUACCAGCGUCCCGUCUGGUCUCACAUAUGGCAAAACGCGAUCGCAAUCUCGAAGACUAGAGGCCGCCGGACAAGGGCCAUCUCCUUCUAUCCCUGAAUCCCUCUCAUCUUCUCGGCCGGAAGAUCCUCGAACAAUAGUCCGCCAGCCAUCUUUGCGAUCACUAGCGCGGCAAGACCCAAGGAUUACUGCAGAAAGAGCUGAGCGGCCAAGGGACAUUCCGAUGGAAAUGGCUUCUGCGUCAAAUCAAAGCUCCAAGUCUAGUUCGCAGGGCCUCGCCCGCUCAAACAGCAAGACAGGAUCACAGAGAGCUCGUUCCAGCCUUGGCCUGAGUCCCCUUUUCCAUCAAGAAGAUCUCUGCGAGCUCCUGCCUGGAACAUCUCUCAGCGAUGUCAACACCGAUAUUCGUCUGAUGUUAUCUAACCUGAUAAGCCACGCUCCUGCUCGACGUCGCGGUAGCUCAAGAAAACAGCCACAUGCGUACGUCAUCAAAUGGGUGGACUACACCAACCGCUACGGCAUUGGUUAUGUUCUCGACGAUGGAAGCGUGGGAUGUGUUUUCCGAGGAGAGAACGGCCAACCCGCAACGAGCGUUCUGGUGCGCGAUGGGGAAAGACACAUUCGUCGUAAGGCGCGCAGUGUAGACAGCGAGGAAGGAAAGGGCAUCCCGUACUCCGAGGCAGACCAGCUGAUCCCUCGCAAUGGCAAUCCCGUGGAAUUUUACGAAAAUCACGACGAUGAUCUCCUGGGAUGUCGUGGCAUCCGCAGGUCCUACGUCUCCCCAUCUUUGUUUGACGCUAAGAGCGCCCGAGUCAUGAAGUUGCGUGUCAGCGGCGGCUCGGACAUUGAUAGAGCAGAUGCCGAGAAGAUCAAGCGCAUCAAGUUGGUCGACCAAUUCGGUAAAUAUAUGAUCGGGUCCCUUGGUCGACAUGGCGAUGAAGGUCUGAAUGAUGAAGUCUCGGCCCAUACGAACGGUCAAUUCAUCAAAUUCUACCAGCGACUUGGGAACGUCGGCAUCUGGGGUUUCGGCGAUGGUGCCUUCCAGUUCAACUUUCCCGAUCACACCAAGCUCGUCAUCUCACCCGGUCGUACUCGCAGCUCCUCACCUUGGGUUGACUUCUACCAUCUUUCGCCCUCGGCGGCCCGCUACUUCUCCGCGAAGGGUAAAAUGCAUCCCGCCGGAUUUGAUACUCGUGCAGUGGCCUCGGAUGAAGCAGCGACGUUCCUCAACAUUGCCAAUGGUGGCUCUGCCAAUUCGGUUGAGGACCGAAUUCGCGAUAUCCUCGACGCCAAUUCAUUCGUCCAAAAGAUUAGCUUCAUCCAAGAUGUUCUGAAAGGGUGGAUCAAGCACGGUCGGCUAGGUGGUCGUCCUUUGGCCAAAAGCACCACUGCUGAUGGGUCCGUGCCGCCUGAAAUGUUCUGGCAGGGCGUCCAAGAGCGUUCACAGACCGGGGUCCACGGAUCCAAGUUCGUCUGGGUGACUGUUGGCGCCCCCGAUGGUGAUGGGGAGUACCGAUCGGUUUUGUUGAAGGACGGAGACCGCGAAAAAGUGGCGAAGAGGGCCGCAAUGGAUGUGGACAAAGAGGUGGAUCUGAUUAAAGAGCGGUUGCGUGUUCUAGGUCGCGAGUGA
Messenger RNA from Penicillium maclennaniae, 3378 nucleotides. RefSeq names its product CDC5/polo family serine/threonine-protein kinase. Gene Ontology annotation, cellular component: spindle pole; cytoplasm; centrosome. The record is from RefSeq and is a predicted model, not a curated record. Gene Ontology annotation, molecular function: protein binding; ATP binding; protein kinase activity. NCBI's taxonomy places the organism in Eukaryota, Fungi, Ascomycota, Eurotiomycetes, Eurotiales, Aspergillaceae. Gene Ontology annotation, biological process: mitotic cell cycle; regulation of cytokinesis; protein phosphorylation. Bases 1 to 3378 code for a protein of 1125 amino acids. The transcript is spliced from 3 exons.